Molecule: messenger RNA, 3526 nt
Organism: Carlito syrichta (Philippine tarsier)
Lineage: Eukaryota; Metazoa; Chordata; Mammalia; Primates; Tarsiidae
Gene: AP3M2
Product: adaptor related protein complex 3 mu 2 subunit
Exons: 9
Coding region: 121-1377 (418 amino acids)
Biological process (GO): endocytosis; intracellular protein transport
Cellular component (GO): cytoplasmic vesicle; clathrin adaptor complex
Source: RefSeq, a predicted model, not a curated record
GCUCUGCUGGUAGAGGAAAGCUUGGGCCUGGUCUUGAAAGAUGGGGUUGAAAAUUUGCAGAGUUCUGAGGCAGGCGUUCAGACUGAAAGAGGCUUUCCACUCUCACUGACAGCCGCUGCCAUGAUUCAUAGUCUUUUCUUGAUCAACUCCUCUGGAGAUAUUUUCCUGGAGAAACACUGGAAAAGCGUGGUCAGCCGUUCUGUUUGUGAUUACUUUUUUGAGGCGCAAGAGAGAGCCACUGAAGCUGAAAACGUGCCUCCAGUUAUCCCUACUCCUCAUCAUUAUCUCUUAAGUGUUUACCGCCACAAGAUCUUUUUUGUGGCAGUAAUCCAGACUGAGGUCCCACCUCUGUUUGUCAUUGAGUUUCUUCACCGGGUAGUGGACACAUUUCAGGAUUAUUUUGGAGUCUGCUCAGAGCCAGUGAUCAAAGACAAUGUGGUUGUGGUUUAUGAGGUACUGGAAGAGAUGCUUGACAAUGGGUUUCCAUUGGCUACCGAGUCGAACAUCCUGAAAGAACUCAUAAAGCCUCCCACUAUCCUUCGAACAGUUGUCAACACCAUCACAGGAAGCACCAAUGUGGGUGACCAACUUCCUACUGGGCAGCUGUCAGUGGUGCCUUGGCGACGGACUGGGGUGAAAUACACCAACAAUGAGGCCUAUUUUGAUGUGAUUGAAGAGAUUGAUGCCAUUAUUGAUAAAUCAGGUUCCACAAUUACUGCUGAGAUCCAGGGGGUGAUUGAUGCCUGUGUUAAGCUGACUGGAAUGCCAGACCUUACACUUUCUUUCAUGAACCCCAGGUUGUUGGAUGACGUCAGCUUCCAUCCUUGUGUUCGUUUCAAGCGCUGGGAAUCUGAGCGGAUCCUCUCCUUCAUCCCCCCUGAUGGAAACUUCCGCCUGCUCUCUUACCAUGUCAGUGCACAGAAUCUGGUUGCAAUUCCAGUGUAUGUCAAACAUAAUAUCAGUUUCCGGGAUAGUAGUUCACUUGGACGCUUUGAAAUAACAGUGGGACCCAAGCAGACCAUGGGGAAGACCAUAGAAGGAGUGAUUGUCACCAGCCAGAUGCCCAAAGGAGUCCUGAACAUGAGCCUCACUCCAUCUCAGGGGACGCACACGUUUGACCCAGUCACGAAGAUGCUGUCUUGGGAUAUAGGAAAAAUAAACCCCCAAAAGCUACCAAGUUUGAAGGGGACCAUGAGUCUUCAGGCUGGAGCUUCCAAACCAGAUGAAAACCCCACAAUUAACCUGCAGUUUAAGAUCCAGCAGCUGGCCAUUUCUGGACUCAAAGUGAAUCGUCUGGAUAUGUAUGGAGAAAAGUACAAACCCUUCAAGGGCAUAAAAUAUAUGACCAAAGCUGGAAAGUUCCAAGUUCGAACCUGAAGGGAGAGCUUGGAGAGAGAACAGUCACGAACAUUUUUCAUUCUGUACUUGUCUAAAAGUAAAAAAUACCAACCUGUCUCCUAGGUCAGUCCUCUCCUGGCCCCACCCACUUCCUUUUCUCCUUAGCCCUCAGUGCCAUGAAACUAACCAAGGGAGGAAAGGAUCACGAGGGAGGAGUGGACAGAACUGAAACCCAGUCAGCACCAGCUCAACCCCCAAGAACAAGGUGUGUGCUGUAGGGUAGGGUGCUUAUGCUGUGUGUGGCUGUUUUCAACAUGGUGGCCAAAGAAAAAGCCUGGCAUUUGCUGCUUGCUUGUCUUUAAUUACCUAAAGCUAAUGAAAGACUUUGUUGAAGGUAGAAAGAGUAGAGAAAAAGAAAGAUUGGAAGAAAAAUCAAUGGAAAGGAAGGAACAGUUAAGGAUCUGACCUGUGAGGGAGAAGAAAGAGGAAACAGUGUGAAAGAAGAGUUGUGAGGAGAUGUGUGGAAAUGAAAGAUUGGCAAGAAAAGUGAGCAGGUUGCAUUGAGAGAGUCAGGAGGAAGAGGGUUGAGUUGGUUCCUUUCUGAUCCCUCUACUCUUGUAUAUGAAAGGCAUUUGUACUUCUGGAAAUGAACUAGAGGCUUCUUAAAUUUGAGUUCACUGUUGACAUGGAACCCCCAGUAGAAUCAGAUUUUCCCUCAAAGAAAGUGAUGGUACCGGGCUGACUUUCAGGUGCUACCUGUUGCUAGUUUUUAGUAUUUAGUCUCUCAUCUUCCGGGAGAAAGUGACCAGCCUCUUGUCAUGGUUAUCUAAAAUGCUUCUUUCCCUAUCCCAAGACAAUUCUACUCACUUCACUUUACUGAAUUCACCAGACUUUUUCCUAUUUCCUGAUCCUUCCACUGGAUUUUCUAAAAAGUAGGAGAGUUUCAGAGAAGCCACUCCCAUAACCUCCAGUGCAGCCAUCUUGUAUGUCACAGUGUUGGAGUUGGAGAGUGGCAACUUACUUCCUGUGAAGGUGGACCACAGCUGUGAGCAAGUGGGUCCACACUUGGGUUUGUCAGUUCUGGAUCUUGAUCUGCCCAUUGGAAACUUUUUCAGCAGUAGCCCUAAGUUAAAAGAAAACUUACCACCAUGGGUAUGGUUGAUCCUUGAAGCUGCUUGAUGAAGUUCCAUUUCCUCACACUUUUAUUUUUGUACUCUAUCAUGUAUUUAUUAACAGUAGAUAUCUACCAGUCCAUUUUUGUUUUAAGACAAAAAAAAAAAUUCCCCUAAAUCUUUGAAUAAAAUUAAUGCUAUAGGAAGAUGGACUGUGUUGAUCAUGGAUAUAACCUACCCAGUUUAGGAAACAUGGCAUCUGAAGGAAUACCUCAGGCUUUCCUGAUGGGUAACUUUUAUUCUAGUUCAGUGUGUCUAUUACUAUUUAAAUAUUUGUAUAAGAGGUUUCUUAAGGAAUGAUUGUGCUUUGCUUCAUGCAUGGAGAAAAGGAAGACUUAUGCUCACCAAACCUUAGAACUUUUCUCUGCAGGCUUGUUUCCAAAUACUUGUGCAGAUUUCUUGCUAGUUGUAUCUUCCUAUUUCCAGUACUAAUUUUCGCUGCAGAGUAGUGUUGCUUUGUUGUUUUCUCCUGAGAUAAACUGUGCUGUACCCAAGCAGAUGUGUUUCAUACUCUGUCACUCCAGAAUUGUCCCUGGACUGCAAAGACCCAUACCCACACCUACCAUGGAAAGGGAAAUGCCUGCCUGUGGGUUCCCAAGUAACUGGUAUCACUUCUCCUGAAGGGUCUGGAGGACUUUAAGGUUCCCUAGGUCACAGGAACAACUAAUCUUGGUCUUGGAAUGUUUUUUGUUUGUUUGUUUGUUUUGUUUUGUUUAUAAGUGCAGCUGUUUUAUUUCUUCUAGAGCUCAUCCUAUUUUAGGGGAAGUAUCUUGGAAGAAAUAAAAUGUUUUUAAAUGACGGGACCUGUAGGUCUAAACAUGCAUGAAAUAACUAUCCUGUCACGUGUGCAGCCAGACCUCUGGAGUGCAAUGAAUGUCACUGCCACCACCUGCGAUGUGUAGGUUAGCUUAAGUAGUGCAGGGUGUCUCCAUCAAGGUGUUCAGGCCCAUAUGUGUUUAACAUGUGCAGAAGGAACCUCUCUGUUUAAAUUUUAAUAAAGUUGAGUUUUACCAGUC